AUGGCAAAUCAUAUUUCGAAGAAGAUUAAAAAGCAAAACUUGGUCCUUCAAAAAGUAUCUUCCGAAGAAGAAGAAGUUCUCAAAACUCCUGAAGCUGUACUUUCAAAAAGUCUUUUGACUCCUGAGCAAACUAAAAUUAUUUCACCUGAGGUUUUGUUAACCAAGUCAUCUUAUGAGGAGGUUCGAACCUCUGAUAUUCUUACACACAUAUCUAAUACGGUUGUAAAUGUCACUAUGGGUGAAGGAGAGUCGAAUCAAGAAUUUCCUAUGGUCACUAAAGGUAAUAUCGAAACUUCUACAGUCAGUACCCUUGUUUCAUUACCACCCUUUAUUAUUCCUACACAUCCAAUUUUAUCUUCACCAACAUUUACUCAAAUUCUCAAUCAACCUUUCACAUCUCUAUUCUCUUCCCAAUCUACUGAUCCACCAAAAUCCAUUGAUGAUACUAACACUGAUGAUGGAGGAUUUGGAGUCACUUUUGAUGCACUUGAGUUUAAUCAAGAAGAAGACAUCCCGGAUCACAUGUUGAUGUCAGGGAAACAAUUCAGGAUUUUGAAUAAGAAGCUUAACUCGAUCAUUCAAUCACAAGCAGAUGUUAGGGGAAGCAAUUAUGUGUCCAGUGUUGAUGUGGAUGUGAUGCUCAAAGUACACGAAGCUAAUUUGUUCAACAGAUUCUCUAGCCAAAUUCAAGAUUCUGAAUCUCGUCUUCUUGAGAAGAUGGAUGCCAAUGACAAGAACAAUGAACUCAGGAUCAAAUCUCAGUCCUCAACUUUCAAUCGCAAAGUCAAAGAUUUAAAAACGAUUGCUAAAGAAUGA
Molecule: messenger RNA, 816 nt
Organism: Lactuca saligna
Lineage: Eukaryota; Viridiplantae; Streptophyta; Magnoliopsida; Asterales; Asteraceae
Source: the annotation of a GenBank genome assembly